Messenger RNA from Tetrapisispora phaffii CBS 4417, 657 nucleotides. RefSeq names its product Sft2p (gene SFT2). The record is from RefSeq and is a predicted model, not a curated record. Lineage: Eukaryota; Fungi; Ascomycota; Saccharomycetes; Saccharomycetales; Saccharomycetaceae. The transcript has a single exon. Gene Ontology annotation, cellular component: membrane. Gene Ontology annotation, biological process: vesicle-mediated transport. The coding region runs from base 1 to 657 and encodes 218 amino acids.
AUGGCUGAUUUAAACCCUAACGAUAGCGGCCUACGUGAUUCUUUGAAUAAGUGGUACAGCUCCCGUACCGAUGCAGCAGCAGCUGCUGCCGAAGGAUCUGUAUCCGGUAAUGUCAGAGGGUUUUUCUCUACUUUCUCAGAUUCUGUCAAUUCAACUGCUCAAGACGUCUAUUCUCGUUUACCUUUGACUAAUCAAGAUUUAUCACAAACAGAAGAACCUUCAUGGUUUGCUCUAUCAAGAACAGAAAGAUUAUUAUUGUUUAUAGCAUGUCUAUUAGGUUCUAUUGCCUGCUUCACGUUAUGUAUAUUUUUAUUCCCUGUGUUGGCAAUUAAACCAAGAAAAUUCGGUUUGUUAUGGACAAUGGGUUCAUUAUUAUUCAUUUUAGCAUUUGGGUUUUUCAUGGGACCGAUUGCAUACAUUAAGCAUUUAACGUCAAGGGAAAGAUUACCUUUCACUGUCUUCUUUUUCAGUACCUGUUUCUUAACAAUUUAUUUCGCUGCAUUUGUUAAGUCUUCAUUAUUAACCAUGCCAUGUGCCGUACUAGAAUUAAUAGCCGUUGUAUAUUAUGCUAUUUCAUAUUUUCCAUUUGGAAGAGCAGGGUUGUCAAUGUUGAGUUCCUUCGGUUUAAGCAGAGCUAGAGGGGCCUUAAAUAUAUAA